AUGCAAUUACCCGUUUCUCAAUCUCACACAGUGAAACUUCCUACUAUUAAACUCGAUACUUUUCGAGGUGAUAUUGAACAAUGGCAGUGUUUCUGGGAACAAUUUAAAUCUUCUAUUGACGAUAAUAAUAGUCUAUCAUUAAUUGAUAAACAUGUGUUUUUGCGAGGAUAUUUAGAAGAUGAACCAAGACGGUUAGUCGACGGAAUCAGUGUUAGUGCCAGCACAUAUGAAACUACAAAAGCUCUUCUUCAAAACCGAUAUGGCGACAAAAACAGAAUAAUUCAAGCCCAUUUAGACUUUUUGGAAAAUAUUUCGCCAAUACGUAAUCCCACUCCUAUUGCAUUGAAUGAAGUAUUUAUAGAAUGCAACAGAAGACUAAACGCUUUAACGGCUUUAGGAGAGGAUAUCAACGCUUACGGGCGAGUUUUAGCUCCAAAAAUUUUACGUGCCUUUCCGGAUGAUAUUUGUCGCCGAUGGAUCAUUUACGCAAAAAGAGAGAAAAUAUCUGAAGGUGAUAUGAAUAAACUAGUGCAAUAUUUAUCUGAAGAAGUAGAAGGUGCUCUCACAACACUAAAAAUUCGAGGUGAGCAAAACUUUGAUUACACAUUUAAAACAUCUACAGCAGCCUUGCAUGUGAAUUCUAAAAAGAUUAACCAGACUAAAAAACCAUCUCCAUUUUGCCCCUUCUGUGAAAUUAACGGUCACUGGCCGCAAGAUUGUACGAAUAUAACUGAUAUUGAUACUCGAAUCCAAAAAUUAAAAACCUCUGGUAGAUGCUUCCUGUGUACUAAUCGUGGCCAUAGUAUAAAAAAUUGCCUUCGCAAAGAUAAAGCGUUCUGCAUAAGAUGCAAAAAGAAGCACCAUGUCUCUAUUUGUAGAAACAACAGUUCAAAUCAACCUAGCCACUCUAUUUCUACAAAUAACAUAGAUACUCGUACACCUAAUUUUACUCACUUACAGACUGCUCGAGUAUAUAUAACUGGCCCAACUGGCAUUACUAAGCUUACAAGAUGCAUUUUAGAUUGUGGAAGUCAAACCAGUUUCAUUCAUUCACAUCUUGUAGACUACCUAAAAUUAGAUGUUAUUAGCUCUGAUUCACUUGAAAUUCAUGCAUUCGAAUCAUCAUCAAAUCAGGCUCAAUCGAGACGAAAAGUAAGAUUUAAACUAUCAAGUAUUUGGAAUCAGUCAGAAAUUUAUCUACAUGCAUUUGAAAGUCCUAAUAGAUAUGCAGUUCAUCCAUCAGUUCCAUUAGAGAUUGCUUCUAUGGCUCACAAGAAAAAAUUUAAGCUUGCUGACCCGAAUGACACUCUGCAAGACAUGCCUAUUGAAGUUUUGAUUGGCGCAGAUUUUUACUGGACGGUGGUGAAUUCUGAGAUUCCUUUCAGACUUUCGGAAACAAUUGUGCUCAUUCCAUCAAUCUUUGGCUGGAUUUUGUCUGGAUCCAGAUCUCAUACAUCUGUCGCUUCUUUAUCGUCAGUUCAUAAUAUCAGCAUCACAUCACCAUAUAUUUUGGAUGAUCAAGUUAGGAAAUUCUGGGACUUAGAUACUUUAGGUAUUAAAGCCAUGCAAGACAAAGAAAUGUCCAUUCGCAAUUCUGAAAUAUUGGAAGACUUUCGAAGCUCUUAUGAAGUCCUAGAAAAUCGUCGUGUUGUUAGAUUACCUUGGAAGAAAGACGUUACUCUUUCUUCAAAUAACUAUCACGUAGCAUCAAAACGCUUCAAUACAUUGUGCAAGAAGCUCCAAACAGAUCCUAGCUUAAAGGAAAUGUAUGUUACACUCAUGGAAGAUUACAUAGACAAAAGGCAAGUUGAAAUAGCACCGGAAAAUCAUGAUAAGGAAGAAAAAAGCUAUUACAUACCCCAUCAUGUAGUCAUUAAAGAGAAGAACGCAGAAAUUAAGGGACGAAUAGUGUUCGACGCCUCUUCUCACACACCAGGCCAUCCAUCAUUAAACGAUGCUCUAGAACAAGGUCCCAACUUACUUCCAGAAAUUUUAGCCACUUUAUUACGAUUUCGUCUUCACAAACAAGCAAUUAUUAGCGAUGGAAGUCAGGCUUUCUUACAAUUAACUUUGUGGGAAAAAGACAGAUGUGCUACUAAGUUUCUAUGGUUCAAAACUAGGAAAAAUGAUGAUGGGCAUUUGCAGCUAGAGAAUGAAAUUGUGAUCUAUCAAUUUACACGUUUACCCUUUGGAUUAACCAGCAGCCCAUUCCUUCUUUCAGCUACACUUGACGAAUUAUGCUGCAUGUACUCCAACAUUUAUCCCACAGCAGCUAAACAUCUAAAAGGCAAUAUUUUCAUGGAUGAUUUCGUUGUGGGAGUUGAUUCAGAAAUCGAAGCGAAGACCCUAUUUCACGAAAUGCAAGAACUCACGAGUCUUAUAAGCCUUCCCUUAGCGAAAUGGAGUACCAACUCACAAGUUUUGAAAAACGAAUGGAAGAAAGAAAAAAUAAAGUUUAAAAGUAAGACUCAAGUCUUAGGUGUUCAUUGGGAUACAGAAGAAGAUUCGUUUCAUCAAAAUAUCAAGGAGCAUGACCACGAUUUAUUUAAGGAACCGGUCACUAAACGCUUACUUCUGAAAACAAUCUCAAAGAUUUUUGAUCCCUUGUGA
Molecule: messenger RNA, 2610 nt
Organism: Parasteatoda tepidariorum (common house spider)
Lineage: Eukaryota; Metazoa; Arthropoda; Arachnida; Araneae; Theridiidae
Molecular function (GO): zinc ion binding; nucleic acid binding
Source: RefSeq, a predicted model, not a curated record